This is a messenger RNA of [Torrubiella] hemipterigena, 1859 nucleotides long. Lineage: Eukaryota; Fungi; Ascomycota; Sordariomycetes; Hypocreales; Clavicipitaceae. The record is from the annotation of a GenBank genome assembly.
GGCAACCGUUGCAUUUGGGUUGCAGCGCGGUCCAACGCCACCAACCACCAUCCACCUCAUGCAUCUUGAUUAGCCCUCCAUUACCUUGCUAUCCUAUGCGCCCUCGCCUUCGUCCUAUAACCCAUCAAAUUUGAAUAUAUCUCGUAUUUCGGCUUCUUUUACCUUUUUAGAGCGGUCUCUACAUGCCCACCGAAUCCUUGUCAACUGCCCCCAGCACGAGUGACUCCAUCGAUGGUGUCAUCGGCCGCUACGAUUCACAAUCUUCCAGCUGCGACGUCUUCUUGAUUCUGCAACACGAGCCGGCAACGAAGCUGCACCCUUUGCAUACAUUGAUCCACCACUGAUACCAAUUGUACACUAUUACAAUCUUUUUUCUUUUUGGCGUCAACGAGCUCCAUCGCUGCAUAAUCUGUCUCCGCCAUGUGCCGUUUCUUGGUCUAUAAAGGCAGCGAUGACAUUUUAUUGUCAAAAUUAAUUCUCGACCCUACGCACUCUAUUUUGAAGCAGUCGUUCGACUCCCGUUUACGAUUGGAUACGAGAAGAGGUCAAAAUAAUGCCGAUGGCUUUGGCAUAGGCUUUUACACCGAUCCCAAGCUUGGUUCAGCUCCUUGCUUGUUCACAUCGACUAUCCCAGCUUGGAACUGCACCAACCUCCAACGCAUAGCAUCCAAGACGGCAUCCCGAUUAAUCUUUGCUCACGUCCGUGCUACAACUGAAGGCUCUCUAAGCGAAGACAAUUGCCACCCAUUCACACAUGGCAGCCUUAUGUGGAUGCACAAUGGCGGGCUAGGAGGCUGGAAACACAUCAAACGUCGUCUGGGCGACAAGCUAGCAGAUAAAUGGUUCUUGAGUGUGCAGGGCGGUACCGACAGUGAAUGGGCAUUUGCGCUAUUCCUGGACACACUAGAGAGAAUGGGGCAUGAUCCUAGCUCGUGCCCGGAAAAGGGUUUUGGGCCAACUGUGCUACGAAAGGCAGUUUCUGAAACCAUCCGACAGAUCAACGAACUCACUGAUUCCAUCCCCAGUGACAUUGUUCAGAAUGAGGAUGUGGAUACUCGAAGCCUGUUAAACUUUGCCCUGACAGAUGGUCAUAGCGUAAUCUGCACCAGAUAUAUCAGCAGUUCACGAGACGAAGCUGCCAGUUUAUACUAUUCGUCGGGGACCCAGUGGGCUACCAAAACCGGAGCUGCAGACGAUAGACAAUACCAGAUGGAGAGAAGAGACAAAGGUGCAGACAUUGUGUUAGUGGCAAGCGAGCCAUUAACCUUUGAGCGAGAGAACUGGGUCAAUGUUCCAACAAACUCGAUUCUUACAAUUCACCGGCAAACCGUAAUGGUGCAUCCCAUCUUGGAUAAGUACUACGAACGAGACCCAUACCAUGUUCGAUCUAGCGCGUUCGUUCAAGCCAAGGGCUUGGUAUCCAACGAAAAGGUCCCAAGCGGUUCACUCAGUCCGGCAAUCGAUGAGGGCCGGCACGGAUUCGAUGCAGCAGCGGCCAAGACUAUAAACCAGCCUGGAAUAUCACGAAGCAUCAGCCCAGAUUUCGUGAGACGGUCAUUAACGCCGGCAUGCUCUCGAGAGUCACGUCUAUUCCAUGCUUCCGGCAAACAUUGAGAAGGCACGAUGCAUCGUGCCACACACACAAGCGCAUACUUGCAGACAUGUACCAACCUUAUUCAUAUUUCAUAUUAGCUUUGCGGGGAAACCCAUUCAUUAUUUGUGCCCUCUUUUAAGCGUUGUUUGAGGGCUUUGUGAGUGAAGCAUAGCCCUAAAUGCCGCCAUACGACCACAUCAAACCUCAUUUAGAUUCAUUGAUAAUAAUAGACCAUACUUUCAAUACUAGUUACGUUACGAGUGCG